Molecule: messenger RNA, 5161 nt
Organism: Peromyscus californicus insignis
Lineage: Eukaryota; Metazoa; Chordata; Mammalia; Rodentia; Cricetidae
Product: zinc finger protein 809-like
Exons: 5
Coding region: 129-1355 (408 amino acids)
Biological process (GO): negative regulation of transcription by RNA polymerase II
Molecular function (GO): DNA-binding transcription repressor activity, RNA polymerase II-specific
Source: RefSeq, a predicted model, not a curated record
GUUACGCCGAGGUUGAGUUCCACGAGUUCGCCAUUUUCCGCUCUGUCAUUCCGAGACGUCGGUUGGCUGAGCCUGCGCGGGCACGGGAGACCGAGGGAAGUCGCCGGACGCUCCGAGACCGACCGGCCAUGGGAUUGGUAUUGUUUGAGGACGUAGCCGUGCACUUCACGCGGCGGGAGUGGCAGGAGCUGGAUGCUGCCCAGAGGACCCUCUAUAGGGAUGUGAUGCUGGAGAACUACAGCAAUCUGCUGUUCCUGAAGCCCCGCAUGGCCAAGCCUAAGCUGAUCUUCAAUUUGGAACGUGGCUAUGGGCCAUGGAGCCUGGCAGAAGCUUCAGUGCAGGGCUUCCCGGGUGUUCAUAAAGUGAGUGCCCUGAUUGACACCAGCAAGGAAAAUCCUAAGAUACUUUUGGGGCAACUUGAAAUAACUAACCAAAAGAUACCAAAUGAAGACUUGAUUGAAGCAAAACUGAAGACUCCACAGAAAGUCUACAAAGGGACAGGAUCAUGUCAUAGUAGAGCUCCUGACAAAACAUUUCACCAGAAGUUAAGGGAAAACAAGAACCAGACAUUGUACAGAGAAGAGAACCUCUAUGAAUGUAUGGAAUGUGGGAGAACUUUCUCUAAUAACUCAACCCUCAUCAAGCAUCGCAGAAGAACUCAUAAUGUACAGAACCGCUUUGAAUGUACUGAAUGUGGUAAAAUGUACCAUUGGAAGUCAGACCUCACUGCUCAUCAGAAAACGCAUAGUCAAGAGAGAAUCUAUGAAUGUAAAGGAUGUGAGAAAGCUUUCUUCCGUAGGUCUCAUCUCAAUGCACAUGAAAGAACUCAUACAGGUGAGAAGCCUUAUAAAUGUACAGAAUGCAAGAAAGCUUUCAAUUACAAGUCAGACCUUACUCGACAUAAAAAAACUCAUUUGGGUCAAAAGCCUUAUAAAUGUGAAGAGUGCAUGAAAGGUUUUUCCCGAAAGUCAAAGCUCGCUAUACAUCAGAGAACUCACACUGGUGAGAGGCCUUAUGAAUGCACAGAAUGCAGGAAAACUUUCUCCCAUAAGUCACAACUUACUGCACAUAGGAUAACUCAUUCAUCUGAGAAUUUUUAUGAAUGUAAAGAGUGUAAUAAAUCUUUCCACUGGAAGUGUCAACUCACAGCACAUCAGAAAAGGCACACAGGAAAAAGCUUCAUGAAUACAGAACGCAGGAAAACCUGCCACAAGUCAGAGGUCACUGGACAUCAGAGAACUCAGGUCGCUGAAAAGCCCUGUGGAUAUGAGGAAUUCGGGGAAGAAGGAUUUCAAGUACUUACAGAAGAAUUCUACACUAAGUCAGACCUUACUGCACAUCAGGGAAAUGCAUAAUUGAGAAGCUUUACAGAAUGUAGGAAGGUUUUCCAGUGCAGAUCUGACCUCACUCAUCAUCAGAGAUCCACAGAAAUGAGAAGCCACUGUGAAGAAUGCCGCUCAAGGUUAGCCCUAGUAACACAGAGCAGCGUGUGAAGAGAAGCAGGGCACGCUGUCUGGACAGAACCUGCAUGACUUGUCGCCAGCAGAGACUCCACCAUGACAGUGUUAGAGCGGUGGUUAAGAGCUCUUGCUUCCUUUUAUUCUUUGGUUUCUCUGUGUAGCCUGGCUGUUUAGAUCAGGCUGGCCUCUAACUCACAGAGAUCCACCUGCCUCCGUGCUGGGACUAAAGGUGUGCUAUCAGUAGCUUGGGAUGGGGGAUCAUCCCCCAGCUGCCACCAGGUUAUGCAAGAAAAUGCACAAAUGCAAUGAAAGCUUAGGAAAAACCCUCUCUCUGAAAAUAUCUCUGUCUCCACACAGUUACAUCUCUCUACAUACAGCUACAUUUUCCACACACACUUACACAGCCCCUUCUUCUCUCUGAAAAUCUCUCUUGCUCUCUCUCCUGCCUACCUAUUCAUGUUCUCCCCUCAGCUCCUUCUUCACACACACACUCACACUCACACUCUAACACACACGCACUCACUCACUGCCCAGCUCUUUCCACAGUUCCUUCACACAGCUCUUCCUUCAUGGCAGCUGCUCUACACAGCUGUCUCUCUCCACACCACAGCUGCUGCCCCACAGCCAAACUCUGGACAAUUAUAAGUUACAAUUUCAGUGCCAUACCCAUUCUCAAAACACAAGAUAAGUUAAAUAGUUCCUCUUAGGCUAGUAAUGUCACAUUGGCCCAUGCACGUAGCUCUAAGUUGGUGAGGGGUCCCCGACAGUGAACAAUUGGCUGAACCUUGAGCAGUCAGAGUACAUGCAGAAAGGGAGCUGCUGCAGGGAGCUUUAUCAAUGUAAACAGCCUGGCCUCGAUUGAGCAAUAACAACACCUGGGAAUUAGUGUCGGUGUAUAUUCUGUAGGGACAGCUUUGUCUGUUUUGAUUUGUUCUGAUCAGCCUAAAAUCAGCUGUCUUUGAGACUGAAAAUGCUGUUACUUUCCUGUGUCAGUAAAGAAGAAUAUUCUGGUGUUAUUUCUAUACAUCAGAAUUAUACAGCUUAAACAGAAAUCCACAGCUAAAUGUGUGCCCCAAGAGGUAAUAUUUUCUUGAGACACACAGUGGGAAAACACCUAUAGCUGUUUUUAGGAAAGAAAUGUAGUAGCACAUGAGAAAAUACCAGACAGGAGCAGCAGGUCAGUAGCAGUAACUCCACGGUUUUGGCAAGUGGGGCUCCCCACCAGGGAGUUCUAUGUCUGGUGGGUCCACUUGUCAAACACUGGUUGUCACCUGCUGUAUACUCCCGUAGCCUUGGGCAGUGUGCACCACCACUGCCUGGAUGGAGUUCUCUUUGCCAAGUCAGCAUCCCUGAAAACACCUGUUCCCCCACUUCCGACAGCGGUGGAGACAGGGGGAUCACUUGAACUUGCUGACUUCUAGCCUAGCUGAGAAUGAGCCCCAGGUCCAGGAGGAGGCCUUUUAUGAGCGGAACAGGUAGAGAGUGGUGGAAGUGGACCCUCGAGACCCACUUGUGGCUUCUGGGUGAGAGUUUAGGUGCGCGUCUAAGCAUGUGUAAACAAAAAACGAAAGCAGAGGAGGAUGGUGAAAUGGCAUCGUGUAAAGGCGUUUAUCAGCAGUCCGGUGACUCAGCUUUGAUCCCUCGAACCUGCACUGCUGGACACACAGCUGCAAGUUGUCCCACAGGAUACACAAAAGGGUUAAAAACAGGUGGCGUGGGUGCUGAAACGGAGUAGAGGCAGGGGGGCAGCUUGCUGCAGUUCCCCGCUUAGUCAUCCGAGAGUCACGCUGCAACAACCCUGUACAUCUAGUAGUAAAGAAACAUCAGCGUUUCAGAUCCCCCACCGGGAAUGGCCCAGUGGUGUGCCUGCUAAGCCUGCGCAUUACUGAUCUUUAUAUUCAGUUUUCCCAGGUUGUCUGCACUGUCAACGUUUAUGCUCUUGAAUCUGUUGUUUGAAAAACAAACAAGCCAUUAACCAUGUGAAAAAUUGCAACAAAUUGAUGCUUUAUUGCACUCUCUGUGAAAUCAGUCUCCAUGUAUUUCUUGCCUGUUUUUCCAUCCGAAUGUAGACAAGGUUAUGUUCAGCUCCCGGUUGCCUUACGAGCUUGGCUGUGCACAAAACCCUUUCACUAUGCGUCUCAGUUUGGGUUUGUCGGCCAGUUCUGCACAGAGUUACUUGGGGAUUUAUCUUGACUUUUAUACCUCACUUCUCUUGAUCAUUUCAUCCCUAUUCACACUUAUUCUAAGAGCUUUAUGUCCUGACAGUCUUACGGCAAUUGUGAAUGGUGAUGAACUGUCUGCUCAGAUGUCUGAACAUCACACUGCCUGAGGACAUGUAUGGAAUAGUGAAAUUUCUAUCUGUGCGGCAUAGCUACCAAAGCACUAAGGAUCCUUUACUGGCUGGAAACGAUGGUGGCCCGGGAGGCAGUUCUGGAACCGCCCUCCAUUCCAACCCCCUGCAGACAGCUCCACUGGCCCCGACGGAGCUGAAACCUCCAUUCCCCCCCCUGCAGACAGCUCCACUGGCCCCGACGGAGCUGCCUGGUACUCCUCGUGGGACACAAAUCUCCAGUGCAGGGACACAUACAGUUCUAUGGUUAAACCAUGGUUAGCUUUAUCGUAGGGAACACCUGGACGUGAAAAUAGGUUGAUUUUCUCAGGGCAGUUGGUGAUUAGACAAACGUUUUAAUAGAGCAUAUUGAGUAAAGGCAGACUUCUUUCCACAACUCAGUAUUCACCUGCAUAAGGUGAAAAAUCAGGAAAAGAAAUAAUAUGCAAUCUACUCGUUUUAGACUCCAGAAGGUUGUCUUCAACAUGUGCAUAUGUACACACUGAGAGGGCCAGGGAGCCAGACCAGAGCUGCGACAGGUUUCUAACAGCCCAGCCAGGGGCCAGGCUUUAGUUUCAGUUUACUGGAACUGGCUGGAGCUGAGCAAGCAGCUCUUGGGAAAACCACAAUUUAGGGGCAACCAACCAACAGGUGCCCGCCCCCCAGCCUCCUGCCAGCUCAGCAAACCCCCAAACCCCUUCUGCUGGCUCAGCAGAUGUCCCCUAGACUUCUGCUAGCUAAAGGUAGCUUUCCCUAUUCUCUUGUCAAUAAACCCCUAGACAUUAACCCCCCACCACCAAUAGGCCCCUAAAUACUACAGCCUCCCACCAGUCAACUCCCAGACUAAUCUUUCCUUCACCAGUCAGCACCAGAUUAAUCCCUCCCUCGAAUUCCCCUAACUGACCUCCCUUUGGGGUCGCUAUUUGCCACCCCAACAUGCUGGAAAAAAUGCUCUUGCUAAAUUGCAUACAUGACUGUUGGUCUUGGAGGCUUUUCUCAGAUCCUAACACACAAAUAAAAGCUUAAAAUUCAUUCCUAUUAAUUUGCCUCCAGUGAACUCAACUAGUACUUACAGUUUCUGCUUAUAGGGUUAUCUGUGGCGAUUUGAAUGAGAAUGGCCCUCAUAGGCUCAUGUUUAAAAACCUUGUCCCCAUUUGGUGGAACUGUUGGGGAAGGACCAGGAGGUGUGGCCUUAUUGGAGUGGGUGUGUCACUCAGGUGGGCUUUGAGGUUUCAAAAGCCCUGAACUAAUCUCAGCUCCUAGUGGAUCAAUAUGUGAACUCACAGCUGUUGCUGAUGCCAUGCCUUGGCUCUGCCAUCUUGGACUCUAACUCUGAAAUUAUAAACCUAAAUAAACACUCUAUUUUUUUAUA